Messenger RNA from Hyaloscypha bicolor E, 705 nucleotides. RefSeq lists its product as uncharacterized. The transcript has a single exon. Gene Ontology annotation, molecular function: S-adenosylmethionine-dependent methyltransferase activity. The coding region runs from base 1 to 705 and encodes 234 amino acids. Lineage: Eukaryota; Fungi; Ascomycota; Leotiomycetes; Helotiales; Hyaloscyphaceae. The record is from RefSeq and is a predicted model, not a curated record.
AUGUCCUCUCCACCCCUCUAUAAAACCAACCCCCUUCCACGAUCCCUCUACCCGACACCCCUCGCCUACAAACAUGCCGACUUCAGCAGACAGGAUGAAAGCGCCGAUUCUGAAUGGUACGCGCAGCCACGUUUCGUACAACAUAUCGACGACCCCGCAAUCGCAUGCCUCAAAUCAUACUACAGCACAAUCAUAAAGCCCAAUCACAGCGUCCUCGACAUCUGCUCUAGCUGGGUCUCACACCUCCCCGCAGAGCUCAAGCCACAAAGCAUGGUCGGUUAUGGGAUGAACUACGCCGAACUAUCGAAGAACCCACACUUGACGAAGUUCUCUGUGAAGGAUUUGAAUGUUAUGCCGAGGUUGGAAGACGUUCCUGAUGGAACCAUAGAUACAGUGAUUUGCAAUGUUUCGGUCGAUUAUUUGACGAGGCCGGUGGAAGUGUUCAAUGAGAUGAAGAGGGUGCUGAUAGGAGGAGGAACGGCGCAUAUGGCGUUUAGCAAUAGGUGUUUCCCGACAAAGGUGGUCGGGAACUGGAUGGGAAUGAGUGAUGAGGAGAGGAGGAGGUGGGUGGGUGGCUAUUUUUGGGCGAGUGGGGGGUGGGAGGGUGUUGAAGAGGUGAUAUUGAAAGAGCAGAAAGAGGGGUUCCUGGGUGGAUACGAGGAUCCAUUGUACGUGGUCAGAGGGAUGAAAAUGGCCACGAAAUGA